AAACACCCUUUUGGGUUGAACUCAGCCAUAAAACCCACAGAAGGAAGAAGGAACGCAACAGAUAUUUGUGAAGGCGCUUUCCAACGACAUAUACUUUUUAAAUACGGAUAUAGCUUAAGAAAACGGUUGUAGUUUAAUUAGCAAGAUGUAUAGACCUAAUUUGAUGUUUUUUGUUUUAUAUUUUUCACUAGAAUGUAUUUGCCGGAGCCAAAGCGACAUCUACUCCCUGAAUUACAUCUACACUGCCCUGUCAAAGCCACUAGAAUUGCCUGGUAUCCAUGAGUUCACUGCCAUGGGUCUGAUGAACAACAGACAGAUUGAUUACUAUGACAGUGUGUCAAAGAAGAAGAUUCCCAAACAGGACUGGAUGAGGGAGACGCUGCCAGCAGACUACUGGGAAAAAGGUACUCAGUCACGCAAGAGCAAGGAGCAGUGGUUCAAAGUCAACGUCAACAUCCUGAUGGAUCGCAUGAGGCACAACAACACUGAUGUGCAUAUUCUUCAGUGGAAACAUGGUUGUGAGAUUGAACGGCAGAGUGACGGCAAAGUGAAAUUCAUAAAGGGCACCGACCAAUACAGCUACGAUGGUGACGACUUCCUGGCCUUUGAUGAUGUCACUAUGCAGUGGGUGGCCCCAGUUGUUCAAGCUCAGAUGACUAAGAGGAAGUGGGACGGGGUGCAGAUCCUCAACCAGUACACCAAGGGAUACCUGGAGAAGGAGUGUGUGGACUGGCUUUCCAAAUUCAUGGAAUAUGGGGACAAAGAAAUCAGUAGGGCUGAUUCCCCUCCAAAUGUCUAUGCAUUUGCUAAAAAGGCCAAAACUGCAGGACAUGUCCGACUGACCUGCAUGGCCACAGGUUUCUAUCCCAAAGAUGUAGAAAUGCAUAUUAAGAAGAAUGGUGUUACAUUAACCACACAUGAUGGAGUGCAGUCUACAGAAGUCCUACCCAAUGAUGAUGACACCUACCAGAUCAGGAUGAGUGUGCAGAUCCCAGAGGCAGAUAAGGAAACUUAUGAAUGCUCUGUCAGCCAUAAAACUUUGAAGAAGCCAUUUGUGGUAAAAUGGGAUGGAGAAUGUUGUGAUUGCAGUAGUUUCGGUGCUAUAAUCAUUGGGUCAGUCAUCGCCAUUAUUGUAGUUCUGAUCUUGCUUUCGGGGGUCCUGUUUGUUCUGCACAAAAGAGGGACAAUUGGUAGGUCUUGA
Molecule: messenger RNA, 1201 nt
Organism: Salvelinus fontinalis (brook trout)
Lineage: Eukaryota; Metazoa; Chordata; Actinopteri; Salmoniformes; Salmonidae
Product: major histocompatibility complex class I-related gene protein-like
Exons: 5
Coding region: 146-1201 (351 amino acids)
Biological process (GO): immune response
Cellular component (GO): external side of plasma membrane
Source: RefSeq, a predicted model, not a curated record